Messenger RNA from Candida albicans SC5314, 1587 nucleotides. It is a transcript of the gene IPL1, whose product is annotated as aurora kinase. NCBI's taxonomy places the organism in Eukaryota, Fungi, Ascomycota, Pichiomycetes, Serinales, Debaryomycetaceae. Gene Ontology annotation, biological process: protein phosphorylation; regulation of cytokinesis; mitotic spindle organization. Gene Ontology annotation, cellular component: spindle pole centrosome; chromosome passenger complex; spindle microtubule. Gene Ontology annotation, molecular function: protein kinase activity; ATP binding. The coding region runs from base 1 to 1587 and encodes 528 amino acids. The transcript has a single exon. The record is from RefSeq and is a predicted model, not a curated record.
AUGAUGCUUCCACGUAACUCACCACAUCGUACAGAAUCAACAUUAGCGUAUAACAACAACAACAGUAACAACAACAACAACAACAACGGUAGCUCAUUAUUUCAAAGAAAACCUUUAGCGCCAAUAAAUAGUGAAUUCAAGAUAUCAAAACCACAACAUAUAAAACCCACUACCCAUUCUCAUACAUUUACCACACCUACACCGAAAACACGAAACACCGCCACCACCACCACCAACAACAACAACAGGAACAAUCAUCAAUAUAGAAAUCCCAAUUUGAAUACUUCACUUGUUUUCACACCAACGAAAAACUCAUCAUCAUCAUCAUCAUCGCAUUCAUCAAGUUUAUUAUCGUCAUCACCAUUUGUCGAAGAACCGGAAAAUCAACCAGAAUCAAAUCAUACUAGAGCUACAUCCCAUUAUAGAACAACUUCAACUUCUCAAUAUAAGUCAUCAGCUAAUAAGGAUGCAUCGCAUUCAUUGAUCACUAGUAGUAAAAGAAAAACAUCUACCAAACAAACAUCAGAAUCAACAAACCCUAAAAGAAGAACCACAACAACAGCUACCCAAAAUACAAAUAAUAACAAAAUUUUAAAUCCAUCAUUAUCGUCAUCAACUAUUCGCUUUUCAACUGUUUCUUCUUCUACCUCUUCUUCCACCACCUCAUCAUCAUCAUCAUCCCAUACAUCACCUAAACCUCAACAACAACUUACAUUAGAUGAUUUUGAAUUUGGUAAAAUUUUAGGGAAAGGAAAAUUAGGACGAGUUUAUUGUGUCAAACAUAAACAACUGGGACUUAUAUUUGCAUUAAAAGUGAUGUCAAAAUCAGAAAUUAUGAAUCUUAAAUUAGAAAAAAGUUUACGACGAGAAAUUGAAAUUCAAUCAAAUUUAUAUCAUAUAAAUAUUACUCGAUUAUAUUCAUGGUUUCAUGAUUCUAUUAAUAUUUAUUUAUUAUUAGAAUAUAGUAUAGAAGGUGAAUUAUAUACUCAUUUGAAAAAAUUAAAACGAUUUGAUAAUAUAAUGGCAAGUAAUUAUAUUUUUCAAAUCACUCAAGCAUUGAUUUUUUUACAUCAACGUGGAAUAAUUCAUCGUGAUUUAAAACCAGAAAAUAUUAUGGUAUCUUUAGAUAAUCAAUUAAAAUUAAGUGAUUUUGGUUGGUCAGUACAAAUAAAUCAGAAUCAGAAUCAGAAUCAGAUUCACAACCAAACUCAAACUCAAAAAACUCCCCAUCAGAAGAAGCAAAAACAGAAAAGAUUAACUAUAUGUGGUACAUUAGAUUAUUUACCUCCAGAAAUGAUUGAAAGUAAAUCUCAUGAUUUUUCCGUUGAUAUUUGGGCCCUUGGUAUAUUAUGUUAUGAAUUACUUGUGGGGAAACCACCAUUUGAAGCAAUUAAUCGAAAUAUAACUUAUGAAAAAAUCGCUAAAGUAGAUAUUAAAUAUCCUUCUAAUCUAGACGUCGAUGCUAUUGAUUUAAUAUCAAAAUUGGUGGUUAAAGAUCCAAAUAAAAGAUUAAGUUUAAAAGAAGUAUUGAAUCAUAAUUGGAUAAUUAAAAAUAAACCAAAAUGGCCAAAAAAUAUUUACAAAUGA